Messenger RNA from Fusarium venenatum, 1809 nucleotides. The record is from RefSeq and is a predicted model, not a curated record. NCBI's taxonomy places the organism in Eukaryota, Fungi, Ascomycota, Sordariomycetes, Hypocreales, Nectriaceae.
AUGACUCAAAGGCCAGAUGUCACGGUAGCCAUCGAUUUUGGCACGACAUUUACGGGUGUUGGGUUUCUAUUCUCUACUGGCACAAUCGACAUAUUGAAUAACUGGCCAGGAAACAACCAGCAAAGUGAGCAAAAGGUUCCAACGCGUCUGAUCUACAACCAUGACAACACCGUUUCCUCCUGGGGGUUCCAAUGCGAUGUUCUCGAUGUCCAGGUCUCGCCUGGAAAGAGAGACUAUCGAUUUUUUAAACUAUUCCUUGAUCAGGACACUUGCGACGAGGCAAGACGAGGAGGCGUCACGCAUGGUCUAACGAGCACCAAAGAAGCCGCAAGAUGUGGUACCGACUACCUUAGACAGAUCUAUCGCCAUAUAAAAAGCACUUACGAAGAAAGCACUGGAGUACGAAACUGGGCGAACUUGACCGUCAAAUUUCUUUUUAGUGUCCCUACAACUUGGAGAGGCAUGAAAGUGAUCAAUGCGUUUAAAAAAAUGACACUUGAUGCUGGAUUCGGUACUGAAGGGCCAGGGCACUCUUCAAAUAUUGACUUGACGGAGGCCGAAGCCGCUGCUGUUGACACUCUCAAAGGCGGUGUGGUUGAAUUCGGAACUGGAGACAUAUUCCUGACUGUUGAUGCUGGUGGAGGUACAACUGACCUUUCGCUAGUUCGUGUUACAUCUGUCGACAACAGGAUUGUACAAAUAUCUCAGAUCGCCGAGGUCAACGGUGUCGCCACAGGGUCAAUUCUCAUUGACUACGAUUUCCAUGGUCUGGUGGAACAGCGUUUAUCCUCCAACCCGAGCGAACUGGAUGGUAUUCCAGAUAUCCCAGUGAUGAUGAUGACGAGCGAGCGUUUCAAGAUUAUUAAGCAUCACUUUGGGGAAACCACAUUCAAUUCACCAGUCUAUAAAAUCCCGGUGCCUGGCUUGGCGUAUAAUUUCAGCCAUGCAGGGCUGAGAAUUGAAAACGGUCGCAUGACCUUCGAUAGGGAAGAGAUACAAGGCCUUUUCGAUCCUCAUGUCGACAAAAUUAUAGAUAAGAUCAAGGAACAACUAGACUGGAUGAUAGAGAACCAACCCGGUGAGCAAGUGACACGCAUGAUUCUUUCCGGGGGACUGGGGAGCUCUGCAUAUGUGCAGCAGCGCCUUAGGGAACAUCUCAAUGAUUUUAGCCAUCCUGCCGCUCAGAACUGUCGGGUCAUCCGUAGUCGAUUCCCUCAAACCACUGUGGUCAGAGGCCUGCUUGAAGACCACAAGCAGCGAAUGGAAACAGUAAACAAGCCGGUUAUGGCCACUUACAUCGCUCGGGCGAGCUACGGUGUAGUGAUUCGCGAGAUCUACGACCCUGCGCGUCACUUUAAUGAGCAGAUCGAGUAUGAUGAACACAAUCCUCGCGACAGAUGGGCUAUCAACCAGAUCCAGUGGGUCAUUCGCAAAGGAGAUUCGGUGGACCCAAAUGAACCAUUAAUAAAACAGUUUGCGAUACGUUUGCAGCCUGGUCAGACAACAAGAUCAUGGGACUCUCAGAUUGUUGUUUCUAGGAAUGAGAUUGAUUUCCUCCCUCGAAGCUUACGACAAGCUGGUGUCAAGAGGUUGUGUCUUGUGAAAAGUAACCUUACGGGUGUUCAAGAACACGAGCUUGUGCUUCAAGAAAAGCGUGGCUUCUGCUGUUUCAGUCAAGGCUACAAGUACUACAGCUGCGUGUUUGAUAUUCAUGUAAUUGUAGCUUCGGCUGAUAUACGUUUUGAGUUGUGGUUCCGGGGUCAAAAGUUCUCUAGAAACCAUGACCCAAUUAAAGUUGAGUGGAAUUAA